UGUUACGCUUGGGAAAUUCCUUUGGCACCGCAACCGGAAAAGUGACGCCAGUGUAUACUCAAAAUCUAUAUUAUAAAAUGGAGGAGAAGAAUCAAGUCACGGAUCGUGAAGUGAAAAAAGUAGAAAAUGCUGAGAAAGAUAGUAAAACAAAAAGUUCCAAAAAACGUGAUCGGAAGAAAAAAAAUCAAGCAGCUAGUUCUGCUGGAGAAAAUCAUAAUGAGCUAACUACUCAGUCUGGAGAAAUGCCUGGAACGUGUUUCUCGAUAAAAGAAAUUCAGAUGGCUAUGGAAGUUUUUAAAUUACAACAUAAACCAGCAAAAACCCAAGAAGAAGCUAUGCAGAAGGCUUAUCAAUUUUGGAGCACUCAGCCAGUUCCAAAAAUGGAUGAAAAAAUCGUGGUGAAUGAACCUAUUGAACCAAAUAAAACGUCCAUCAGGCCAGAGCCAUAUUCUUUACCAGCUGAUUUUCAAUGGGACACUUUGAAUCUUGAUGAUCCACUUGUUCUGGCUGAACUUUAUACUUUGUUAUCAGAAAAUUAUGUCGAAGAUGAUGAUGCAAUGUUCAGAUUUGAUUAUCCGCAAAGUUUCUUAAAAUGGGCUUUGCAGCCUCCAGGAUGGUGUAAAGAAUGGCAUUGCGGAGUGAGAGUAUCAAAAAGUGGCCGAUUAGUUGGUUUCAUUUCUGCUGUUCCAGCAACGCUUCGAGUUUAUGACCAUAUGCAGAAAAUGGUGGAAAUUAAUUUUCUGUGUGUUCACAAAAAAUUACGCUCGAAACGUGUGGCUCCAGUAUUGAUAAGAGAAAUAACAAGGCGAGCUAAUCUCCAAGGAAUAUUCCAAGCUGCAUAUACUGCUGGUGUUGUCUUGCCAAAACCAAUAGCGGCGUGUCGUUACUGGCAUCGUUCCUUGAAUCCUAAAAAAUUAAUUGAAAUUAAAUUUUCGCAUUUAUCUCGGAAUAUGACUAUGCAAAGAACUUUGAAGUUUUAUAAAUUGCCGGAAAACCCGAAAGUGCCUGGUUACCGGAAAUUAGAACUAAAAGAUGUACCUCAAGCGCAUAAGUUACUGAAUGAGUACCUUAAAAAAUUUGACUUAGCACCGGUGUUUACGGAAGAAGAAUUUAAACAUUGGUUUUUACCUCAGAGUGGUAUAAUAAAUAGUUUCGUUGUUGAAAAUGACGGAAUAGUGACAGAUUUGGUCAGUUAUUAUACCUUACCAAGCUCAGUGAUGCAUCAUCAAACUCAUAAAACCUUACGUGCUGCUUAUAGCUUUUAUAAUGUUUCAACAAAAACGCCAUGGGUUGAAUUGAUGACAGAUGCUUUAAUAUCUGCUCGAAACUUGGAUUUCGACGUAUUUAAUGCAUUAGAUCUAAUGGAUAACAAAGAGUUCCUGGAGAACUUAAAGUUUGGCAUUGGUGAUGGUAAUUUGCAAUACUACCUCUAUAACUGGCGAUGUCCAAGUAUGACGUCCAACAAAAUUGGUUUGGUUUUACAAUAAGAAUAUUGUAAGCAUUAUAAUUAAAAAAUAACAACAGUUGAUUAAUAAAGCAAUUGAUAAAUAGGGAAUAAUACACAAGCAUCUUCAAAUUUUUCGAUAAAAUUGAUUAAAAGCAGAACAAUUCAUUACAAUAACAAAAAAAAAUUUUAAUUUUCAAUCGUGUUUUUCUAAAUAGAAAUUUUAUCAAAGUUUUUUUUUUUUUUUUUGGAUCUUAGUCGAAAGACUUAUUUAAAAGUAUCUGAUUUGUUUUACAAUGACGUGUUCUAAGAAUAAUGUAGAAAAACCAUAAUAAGGUAACAAAAAAAAUAGAAAGAUAUCAAAAUUUCUAUACAUAUUCACUUAUUUGCUAAUAAAUUUAAAGUCCAGUGUGUUACAAAUAUGUUUGUAAUUUAUAUAUUUAUUCGCUAUUGAAAAAAUAGAAUUAAAAUAAAAACAAAGUUAAUAAAAUGGUCAAUAAAUAAAUAAUGCGCAAAAAAUAAUUCAUAAGUUGUUGAUUUCAGAUGCUAUUCC
Molecule: messenger RNA, 1997 nt
Organism: Chelonus insularis
Lineage: Eukaryota; Metazoa; Arthropoda; Insecta; Hymenoptera; Braconidae
Gene: Nmt
Product: N-myristoyl transferase
Exons: 7
Coding region: 78-1487 (469 amino acids)
Biological process (GO): N-terminal peptidyl-glycine N-myristoylation
Cellular component (GO): cytoplasm
Molecular function (GO): glycylpeptide N-tetradecanoyltransferase activity
Source: RefSeq, a predicted model, not a curated record